AUGGCUUCUAUCCCUGCGCUCAGUCAGCGCGGCGCAAGAUUAAUCCGAGCAUCUCAGCGUGACCCGUCCUCUGAGUCAACUUCGGAGACGUACGCAUUCGUCAACCAUGGCAGCUCAUCAGCAACAGUCUCUCACGGCGUGAAUCCCGAUGCGACAACACCUCCUAUGCCUCGGUUUGAUGUCACCGAAUCAGACACCUACGCGCGACCGCUUGAAACGCCCUCCCCAUAUCAAACACGACGAGCCCUGAAUGAUCGAGUGAUGCCCGAGACACUCCCCCACUUCUUACCCGCCUGGUCGACCGACAACGUUUGUUGUCAAUACUUGCUCCAUCUUCCGUCGCUGCUUCUCACCCGAGCAUCUCUCACCAUCAGUAUGCGCAAAUGCACCGACGGCAGUAGAGUCAUAGGCGCGACAGGUUCCUUUCAACAGCACAAUGAGCUGCUCUACGACCCUGUCGUGAGGCCAGAAUGGGCGAGAGCUCAGUGCGGUCAAGCCAUUUUACUACAGGUAAAGCGAAUAUUCUCACACAUUGAUCCGUCUAUUCCCGACCUUGAGCACGCUCCUCAUCGUUACCAUCGCCAUAACCGCCUCGGCCGAAUGCACUUGCGACAGCCCUCCAACCCCGAAUCCGUGAGAUAA
Molecule: messenger RNA, 642 nt
Organism: Fusarium fujikuroi IMI 58289
Lineage: Eukaryota; Fungi; Ascomycota; Sordariomycetes; Hypocreales; Nectriaceae
Exons: 4
Coding region: 1-642 (213 amino acids)
Source: RefSeq, a predicted model, not a curated record